Bombus impatiens (common eastern bumble bee) is the source of this 1376-nucleotide messenger RNA. RefSeq names its product hydroxysteroid dehydrogenase-like protein 1. Gene Ontology annotation, cellular component: endoplasmic reticulum. Gene Ontology annotation, molecular function: oxidoreductase activity. The record is from RefSeq and is a predicted model, not a curated record. The transcript is spliced from 5 exons. The coding region runs from base 409 to 1356 and encodes 315 amino acids. Lineage: Eukaryota; Metazoa; Arthropoda; Insecta; Hymenoptera; Apidae.
CUUCGUACAGGUAAGGAACCGAAUUAUAGUCACCUGUUGGUCCGUCACGUCGUUUAUACCAACUGGAGAAAGUGUUUAGCCUUCAGUCGCCUUUUGUACCGUCAACCUAUCACAAGUAGCUUCAGUCUCGUUUCAGUCUUUGUUGACUAACCAUCGCCUAAAAGUAAAUAAAACAAAGUAUCGUAGGGAGUUAAAGAGAUUAUCGUCGUUAGCAAUAUUGUAUAAAAUCGAGUAAACCAGUGAGGAAAAGCAGAACUGGGAUUUUGUGAAAAUCAUACCAUGCCAUGGUCGUAAUAUAUUAUUGCUAUCAUAUUUGUUUACGAGAAAUAUAACAGUCCAAUAAUUUAGACAACAACCUCCUAUCAUUUUGUUCGGAACUAUAAAACGAGAUAAUUACUUCGAAGGGAAAUGCUACAAGUUGUAUUCUGGCUAUUCGUCAUUGUGCUGGUAUUGUGGUCGUUUUCAAAUUCUGCAAGCAGAAUUUGUGGCGCGCUAUGGGAGAUCCUCGUGCCGAUAAUUAAUUCGAAACCAAUCGAUCUACGAGCGAAAUUCGGCGAUUGGGCAGUCGUAACCGGGUCCACCGAUGGGAUUGGCAAAGCUUACGCAAAAGAGUUGGCUGCAAAAGGAAUAAACCUGGUGCUAAUCAGUCGUACUCUAGAGAAAUUGGAAAAAACAAAAAAUGAAAUUAUGGAAGAGAAUCCGACGAUCAAAAUAGAGGUGAUCGUGGCGGAUUUCAGCAAAGGCAAAGAAAUUUUUGAGGAGCUUGCAAAACAACUGAAAGAUAUUCCAAUUGGUAUCUUAGUAAACAACGUAGGUACGCAGUAUAGUUAUCCGAUGUAUGUUGGAGAAGUCCCAGAAGACACAUUAUGGGAUAUCAUCAAUGUCAACGUUGGAGCUACUACAUUAAUGACACGUAUAGUCAUCGGACAAAUGCAAAAACGUGGAAAAGGCGCUAUCGUUAACAUAUCAUCCGGUUCGGAAUUUCAACCAUUGCCAUUAAUGACCGUGUACGCAGCAACAAAGAUUUACAUCAAAAGCUUUUCUGAGGCGCUCAGAGCCGAAUAUUCCAAAUGUGGAAUAACUGUACAGCAUUUGACUCCGUUUUUCGUAAAUACAAAGAUAAACGCGUUCAGCGAUCGAUUACUGGUAUCUAGUAUUUUUAUUCCCAGUACGACGACAUAUGCCAAAAAUGCGAUUAACACGCUUGGAAAGACAAAUUCCAGUACAGGCUAUUGGAACCACGGGAUUCAGAAGAUCAUUGUACUACUUUUACCGGUACAAAUAAGAAUAAUAUUUGGAAUGUUUAUGAAUAAGACUUUGAGGAAUGACUAUUUCAAGCAGAAAAGAAGUAACUAACCACCAGACAACGUGUAGUU